Molecule: messenger RNA, 3861 nt
Organism: Dunckerocampus dactyliophorus (ringed pipefish)
Lineage: Eukaryota; Metazoa; Chordata; Actinopteri; Syngnathiformes; Syngnathidae
Gene: syt9a
Product: synaptotagmin IXa
Exons: 7
Coding region: 326-2023 (565 amino acids)
Biological process (GO): calcium-ion regulated exocytosis; regulation of calcium ion-dependent exocytosis; regulation of dopamine secretion
Cellular component (GO): dense core granule; membrane
Molecular function (GO): SNARE binding; clathrin binding; calcium-dependent phospholipid binding
Source: RefSeq, a predicted model, not a curated record
UGGACAGCACUCCACGCCGCAGUGUCAAUGCGUGGAUUCAACCGGUGGCUUUCUAGUGUGCAGCACAGCUACUUUGAAGACCAUACAUGAGUGAACGUCACACAGACCACCGUUUAAGGCUCAUUCGGGGCACGCUAAUCGCUGUUGAUCUCACUUUUUUUUUGUUCCUAUGUGGGGGUUUAUGUGUGAUCCUACAUCGCGUGGGUAGGUGUGCCGCCGGAAGAGCGCUCGACUGGCUCGGUGGAAAAGCGUGAGUGUGUGGCGAGCAGACCGCUGUGGUGGUGCCUCUAAGAGAGCCUCCAUGAUUUAAGGAUGCUGGUGGGAAAUGCCUGGAGACAGAGAUGACGAGAUUUGUCAAAAGGCACUUGAACUCCUCUCGGAUCUUUGUUCCAGGGGGGAAGUGCAGAGCGAAAACUGCCUGGAUUUCAUUUACUAUUUCCGUGAUUUGGCCAGACCACGCUACUCGGACUCAGAUGUGUCGGUGAGUCUUCUGUCUCUGGUAGUGACGGCCUGUGGCUUGGCUCUAUUUGGAGUAUCCCUCUUUGUUUCCUGGAAGCUCUGUUGGAUACCAUGGAGGGAGCGUGGUCUAUUCCCCACAACCAAGGAGCCCCAUGGCGGGCACCUCAACCCGGCCAUGAGCCCUCUGCCCUCCCAGCCUGUACCCAGGCAGCCAGUCUACACGGCCGUGGACCCCCCAGCCCACAACCGCCGUGAGUCAUCACACUGCUCUAUCGCCAAGGAGCCCACUCCUGUGGCGUCGGUUGUUUCUGUGGAGGCUCCCGGUACGCCUGUAUCACCACCCCCCGUGGUCCUGGCCCCACCGGAGGCAGCCAUGAAGAUCAGUCACACAUCUCCAGACAUUCCACUCGACGCCCAACAGGAGAAAAAUCGUGAAAACAGAGUUCACACUAACCCUCGGAUUCAGAGACAGACGACGGAACCUUCACCCUCCGGGCGCUCCAUGUCGGAAACUGGACAGGGCUCCAUACGCCGACAUAUGAACUUGUCCAACCCUGACUUCAACGUGGCCCAGUUCCAAAGACAGGACUCUCUCACUGGAAUGGGACUGGGCCUUGGGCGCCUCAAACCCGAGCUCUACAAACAGCGUUCUCUGGAGGGGGAUGAAGGCAGUCACAGAGGCGGAGGCUGCGGGCGCCUCCACUUCAUCCUGAAGUUUGACUGUGACCUGGAGCAGCUGAUUGUUAAAAUCCACAGAGCGGAGGACCUCCCAGCCAAGGACUUCUCUGGAACCUCUGACCCAUACGUUAAGAUCUACCUGUUGCCUGAUAGGAUGACCAAGCAUCAGACCAAGGUGCACCGUAAGACGUUAAACCCUGUGUUUGAUGAGGUCUUCCUGUUUCCCGUGGCCUACUCAGAGCUUCCCACACGCAAGCUGCAUUUCAGCGUCUACGACUUUGACCGAUUUUCACGCCAUGACAUUAUUGGCCAAGUGGUCGUGGACAACUUCCUGGAUCUGGCAGAUUUCCCACGGGAGACAAAACUCUGCCGGGAAAUCAAAUAUGUCUCUACGGAUAACGUGGACCUGGGCGAGCUGAUGUUUUCUCUGUGUUACCUACCAACUGCGGGGAGGCUGACCAUCACCAUGAUCAAGGCUCGUAACCUAAAGGCCAUGGAUAUCACGGGUGCAUCUGAUCCAUAUGUAAAGGUUUCUCUCAUGUGUGACGGUCGCAGACUGAAGAAGAGGAAGACCUCCACGAAAAGGAACACUUUGAAUCCGGUCUAUAACGAGGCCAUUGUUUUUGAUGUCCUGCCAGAGACCAUAGAGCAGAUCAGCCUGUUGAUUGCAGUCAUGGAUUAUGACCGCGUCGGCCAUAACGAGGUCAUCGGUGUGUGUCGGGUCGGCAACGACGCAGACAACCUGGGUCGAGACCAUUGGAGUGAAAUGCUCACAUAUCCCCGAAAACCUGUCGCUCACUGGCACCCUCUUGUUGAGUACCAGGGGACCACAGGUAGUAGCCAGGGAGGAUCCUGCAACUCUCUGAAAGCUCCUCCUUCUCCAUAGCCCACAACAACAUUUGACAAAAGAUCUCGCCUAAGGCCUGGGCUCAGCCUACUGGUGCUGCUAAUUACUGCACACAACACACACACACCUCCACGCACGCACGCGCAUGUGCAAACACACACACACACACGCACACACACACACACUAAAGUGAAAAGUGCAGCCAUCCAUGGUGGGAGAGGAUGGAGAGACACAACUGGAUCAGUUGCAUGUUGAAUGAUCACUCUGAUGGAUGUUUUAUUUUCUAUAAUGUUCCAUGAGAAAAAAACAAAACAAAACAGCCGGCAUAUGCAGACAUUUGACGUCUGUCUUCCUCGGUUUACACGUGUUGUUUUGGGUUUGUUUUUUUUUACUUUGUCUUGUUACGUGUCUUAAACUGAGGUGAGUGUGUAUUUGCACUAUGUACUUUACAACCAGUCAAACUGCCUUUCUAUUUGGUAGAGCAUUGGUGCAUGAGGUCAUUGCUUGUCGGGAUAUCUCCCUGUUGUUUGUUUGUUUCCCUCUCUACUUUGGAUGUCUUGUUCUGUUUGUUGAUGUGCAGUGGAAGUUGAUUGAAAGUGUUUGUCUGUAAAGAAAACAAUUGUAUAUUGUCAAUACAUACGACUCAAUCAAAGCCAUUGCUGAUCCAAUUGUAUCAGCAGGUUAAAUAUUCUGUUUUUUGAAUCAAUCCAAUUCCUCUUUUUUCUUCUUUUCUUUUACCUUCCCAUAUAAUAUAUGGAGUAUUAGGGCCACCUUGAAAAUAAAUAUAUUUUAAAAUAAAAGUUGUAAUUUUAAAAUCAAUUUAUUACAAUAAAUUAAUUUAUUUUUUAAAUAUAUUGAGCAUUAACCUGCGUAAGAUGAUCGUUUCUAUGUUUGACUUUAAUAUACUUUUGACAAACAACAACAUAGUCAAUGUUUUGUCUCAUCAAUACCAUUCAAUGAGGUUAUUUAAACAGCUGAGAAAGAGCUACACGGACUGAAAUCAUAUAUUUUCUUAGGUCUGAUCAAUUGUCAAAGCGGAAGUGUUUUUAACAAUUUCAUAAUUGUUUGAUAUUAUGACAUUAACCGACUAAUAUAUGGAGCUGUUCUUGGUGCGUUAAGGUUUGUGUGGGAAUUUAUUUAUAAAAAUUAUAAUAUACAUCAUUAUUAUAUUUUUUUUUUUUUCUCAAAAUAAGUUAUGUUUCUCGUAUUACAAAUUUAUUCUGGUAAUUGUUUCUUGUAAUUGUAUUUGUUUUGGGUUUUUUUUCAGUGUGGCUCUAAUACUCACUCUCCAAUAUUACCCCAUCAUCAACUACAGAAUAACCGUCACUGUAAAGUCAAUUUACAGUAUGUGUGACUGUUUAAAAUAAAUGUGUACAAAAUGAAAGGCAGCCAAGUGGUUUCUAGGACAGGGAAUAGCUGCUUUUGGAAGCAGACUGCAACAAGACGCAGCUAAUAACACAUUUAUUUGAAAAAAAACCCUACUUUGUUCCAAUGUUUUUCCAUGCAGUGAGCCAUCAGUUGCAUUUUAGUCUUUUGGCAACCGAAUUAAUACUCAUAAUUUGGCAAGUUAAUUCUCAAAUGACCUUUGGAGGUUUUCUGAAGGAUUUGUGUUAUGGAUCUGUUUUGCAUGUAAACAGGAAAUGGUUGAACAUUUGAGAAAUGUGUCUGGAAAAUGAUCGCAAAAAUAAUAUAUUUUUUUGCCAUUUGUAAUGAGUUCAAGGAUGACUGGUAAUGAUUGGACAUGAAAACAUUGUCUUUUUCUUCCAGUUUGCAGUCAUGUGGCGUCAUGAUCAACUGUCCUUUUCUUUACUUAAAUGUUUUGAGAUCUCUCCAGUGUGCCUAUGUGGAUGUUACUUUUAGGCUAGUGCUGUUCUGUU